AUGGCUGACAACUGCCAUGCUUAAUGCUCUUAAACUUUCCUCAAAAGAAGGAAGCAAAAUGGAGUUACCUCUGGAUGAAGAUGACGACACUUUCACCAACAUUUCUUUGGCAGAUGAUUCAGAACACUUCUCCAGAAUACGCUCUUCACAAGUGGAAAGUGCCCAUUCUGCAAUGAUGAAUGCUGACAUGGAUGCUGUUGAAGCUGAGAAUCAGUUGGAGUUAGAAGAGAAAACACGGCUUAUUAAUCAAGUUUUGGAACUGCAGCAUACACUUGAAGAUCUGUCAGCACGAGUAGAUGCUGUCAAGGAAGAAAACUUGAAACUGAAAUCAGAAAACCAAGUUCUUGGACAGUAUAUAGAAAAUCUGAUGUCAGCAUCUAGUGUUUUCCAAACAACUGACACAAAAAGCAAAAGGAAGUAAGGGUUGAUUCACGAUGUUAUUGUAUUGCUGCUGUCUUUUUUGUUUUAAUUGGCAUAGGCUACAUGAGCUAAAUACCUUAGUUUGUGGCUUUACCAGAUACCUGAAGACUGUAAGCUUCAGUUAUAAAAUGGAAUUAAGAGCAUCAUCAUGAACAGGAGACAAGUUUGUGUAUUGUUAAGAUUAAGCACUGUGCAAAUGUAGUGUAGAAACUAACUAGGCUUUCAUAUUCAUGUUUUAAAAAUGGGCAUAUCUUGUUAAACUGGAUUUAGUUUGUCAGAUUAAACAAAUGUGUCUGUUGGCUACCUUUGAGGUUUUAGGGUAGUGCUCUUGACUAGCAAAACAAUAUGAUUAUAAAAUGGAAGUGUUGAAACCUUAUUUAAUAUAAAUAUUUGAAGUCUAAUUGCAUCACCUUUUUCACUGCAAGUAUACUUAGAUUGCUGUAUAGUACUAUCCAUAUCUCUGAAAAGCAACUUUAAACAAAAACCUAUAAGCCACUUAGUUUCUGUGAAGUAAUAACAGUAUAACAUUAUUUGCAGGGCUUGCAGAGGUGAAUAUUUAUUUUCUUUUAAUAUAGAAAAAAUAAGAUUUUUGGGAGGGUGGACAGCAAGGGAAGGGGAAGCAAGAAUAAGCAACUUGCAUCUGAGAAAUACUGAACUGAUGCAAUAUCGGACUGUUUGUAGUUUGUAAGAUGCACACUUCAAACCAUUUUUACUCCCCUAGUUCCUCAGUGAACGAUCAGGCACUGCGUCACAAUGUAUGAUCUUCCAAAAGAUUUUCAGUUGUGUGAUUAAGAGUUAUGAAAACACCCAGUAAUAAGCUUGACAGAAAGUCAGCACUGUUCCUCUUGCUCAUUCUGAAAACCUGCAGUGAGGAACUAAGAACAAGUCUUUGCUUGCCACCUUUUACCUUCCUCCUGGAGUGCCAAACCUGUCCUUACUUCAGCCAUUAGAGCAACAGUUUUCCUGCCUCCAGGCCUAAGCUUGUGAAGUACCUCUUGAGGUGCACCACACCACCAAGGGGAAGAGGUGGCAGUGGAGGUAGUGGAGGCCUCUCAGACUGAGCUGCUCCAAGCAGUGCCUGGUGUCAAGGUGUCCUGUCUUACACUUGCUGGGUGGUUCGUUAGCAGGCUUUUAGGGGCACUCAGGCCACUCAGUGGGCCUCAGCGCUUCCCAGAGAGAGGGCACAUCUGGCACGAUCAGUAUUAAGAAGAAAGCAGAAGCUAGAAUACAAACAACAAACAAUGUAAGCUUUAUCAGUACUCAGUUACAUCUGUUUCAUCUUGCCAACAACAGCUUGUCUGUGGAUAUUAUACAAAACUUAUGUCUGCCUCUUAGGUAGUGAAGGCAUUUUACCUUACCUCUCAAGAAAAGGAAACAUUAGUUCAAGGUUUUCUUUCAUCUUUGUUAUGGUAGAUUCUGAAAAAUAAACAAAGCUGCAGGAACUGCAUGAGUGAGUAGAUGUAAUGAUAGAAUAGACCCAUCUCAAAAUGCGAGUUUCUCAGCAGCUAAGCACUGCUCUUCCUCAACUGCAAGCAGGCCUUGUGAGGUUCCCUUCCCCUGAGAGAGGUGUCUCAUUUGUCUUUAUUUAAAAUGGCUGUAUAGCACUCCUCUUGGAGUGUCAGCAUCAAAUGACUGCAAACAAAGUACUAAUUAUGUCUUAAGGGUUGAUUGUAAGCCUGAGUCAAGAAACCCGAUUAUGAAAAAAAUUUUGGGUGCUAUUGGGAACUUCACCCACCAAGGCAAAAAUGGGUGAUCUCAUUUAUGUGAUGGGGGUCCUAUAAACAUCUAAAAUUAUUUUAAUCUUCUGUGGACUGUUCUUUUUCCUUUUACUGCCUAUCUAGAGCUCUGAAUACAUCUAAGAAUUUCUAGCAGGUAGGAUUAGUAACCUGGCUAGUAACCUACUUGGUGUCUGAAGGGUUUGAGGAUUAAAAAAAAAAAAAAAAAAAAACAGCACUUGACUUAUAGAAGUUACAUUUCAUUAUAGCCAUCCUAGCGUAAAAGCCAUGUCACUACACGUUUUCAUCUGCACUGUAAGAGAUACUUACCAAUGUCAAGAGGUAACAGAGCAUGCACUUGUUAAAUUUCAGCAAUUCUCCUGAGAUCAAGUAACCUUAAAAUCAUGGGUUUGUAUUGUAAGACUGGAUAGUGGUAUUUUAUCCAUUUAUGUAUAUAGCAGUCAUUUCAUCUUUUAACAUUUAACAUCCCACUAUUGUGGCCUUCAUUUAACUUAUGAACAUUUUAAAGAUGUUGUAUUUCUGACUUUACACUAAAUAAAAGCUUUUGAUUUGUCUGAA
Rhea pennata is the source of this 2714-nucleotide messenger RNA. RefSeq names its product short coiled-coil protein (gene SCOC). Lineage: Eukaryota; Metazoa; Chordata; Aves; Rheiformes; Rheidae. The transcript is spliced from 4 exons. Bases 17 to 421 code for a protein of 134 amino acids. Gene Ontology annotation, cellular component: trans-Golgi network. The record is from RefSeq and is a predicted model, not a curated record.